AUGCAGGCUGCUUUUCAGAACUCAAAUAAGUCUUCUGAAAUCAGCAGUGUUAAUAGUAAAAAUCGAUCAGAAAGUAUAUCUAGCAACUCUCAAUAAAUUUAAGUAGGAAUAAAUUUGUAGGGAGAUUAGAACAUUAUGCCAACUAUUAUUAUUUAGAAAAGAUCGUUUCCAAUGAGAAAUGACUCGCGAAAUGAUUUUUAAAAGUGUUCAACUGCAUCAUGCUCAGCAUCUAAAAAAUCUUUACAGCCACCAAAAUAAGGUGAGUUUUAAAAUGAAAAAGAAUAAAUACACUCAGACAAACUUAUUAUGAAAAUAAAAGACGAGUAAGUAGUAAAUUCUCAAAAUUUUGCUAAAAACAAAAAGUCAUAGAAACUUUCACCAUAAUAUGAAGAUGUCAAUUAAGAAAAAUUAAGAUAAUCUUUUUAUGGCAAGAGAUUUUUUGUAGGAAAAGGUAAUAUAAGUAUUGGGCAGUAAGGAAAGUAGCAUAUUGUUGCAUUUUUAGGAUUAUUUAUUCCAAUCUCUUGCUUUAUUUUAUAUGAAGUACAAUUUCCUCAAGGUUUAUGCAGCUAUGAUGGCCUUUCGUGGAUAGUAAUAGUUUCAAUAGCAAGCAUUUUGAGUUUGUUUCUUUUUAUUUAUUGCUCAAUCAGUAAUCCUGGAUUUAUAGCUAUACCUUUAACUCAAAAGCAAAGACAUUCUCUACCAGUAGUCUAACAAAAAGGUUAAAAAUUGUUUGAUUUGCGAUACUGUUAUACUUGUCAUAUUUACCGCCCUUUACGAACUCAUCAUUGCAAAAUUUGCGAUUUAUGCGUCAUAGAGCGUGACCAUCAUUGCCCAUUUUUAAAUAAUUGCAUUGGUCAUUAAAACAGAAGAGGUUAUAUUUACUUUCUUUUGGUUAUAGUAACUAUGAAAUUACUUAUAGUGACAGAAUGCUUAUUUUAAAUUAUUUAUCCAUUUGUUGAAGAUGAUGAUUUCGUCCAAACAAUCUAACGAAUAUCUGUAAUACUAGCUAUUAUCUAAUGCAUCUAUUCGGCAAUUUUAGCAGCUAAUAUUUUAAGUUUACUAAUUUUUUAAUUUCAACUUAUAGCAAAAAAUCAUACAACUGAUGAAUUUAGGCGUCUUAUUGUACCUGAUCCUAAGCCUGUUGAUAUCGAAUUAAAUAAAGAAUUUGACUAUGGUUGCUUAUCUAAUUUUAAUCAUGUUUUAUUUUAUUCUAGGCCUUCAGAGAUAAUUUAUCAGAACUUCGAUAAAUUGGAUAAGACUUAUCUAAUUUAGAGAUAUAAUUAUUAUAAAAAGAAAGAUAUUUUAUUAGACUAAGAAGAGGAAGAAAUAAAACUAAAUAAUUAAUUUAUAAUAUAAAAUACAAAAGCGAAUAAUGCUAGUGAGAAAGUACAAUUAAAUGACAAUAAUAACAAUAAUAACAAUGAUAUUAAUAACAUCAAAAACAAUUUUCACUUCACUUCUAUGUAAUCUAAGCCUUGCAUUUCUCCACAAAAAUAAGAUUAAAAUAUCUAAGAUCAGACUAAAUUUUUUUUGUCCUCUUCAAAAGAAUCUGCAUAACGAUCCAAUUAAGCACAUUUAAAUUCGCUUUUCUAAUUAAAUAUCUAACAUAGCUAAAGUCAAAGGAUAACAGAUAAAGAGCACUCUCCUUCUUAAAUAUUUAAAGAGUAAAAUAUAUAGUUUAAUAACUAAAAUUUAGAGUAGUAAAUCUUUAAACUUGAUGAGAUUGAAAAUAACUAGGUAUCUUAAGUAGGUAAAACAAAUAAUCUAGCUCACUUGCCACCUCCUCCACUUAUCCUCGAUAAUUUAAAAUUGAGAAAAAUAUCUAAAAAUUACUCAAAUUAAGAUUUUAAAGAUGACCAACAAAAUAAUGAUAGUGAAGAAAAUUAAUAGAAUUAAUUUAAUGUUUAGCAAAUCAACCUUAAUUUAAGAAAAAAUAAAAGCCUAUUUGUUGUUACUAAAAAUAAUAGUAGCAGGAGUGAAUAUAAUAAUUAAAAUUAAGAAAACAAUAGUAGAAAUGGUACUAUAUAAUAAAGUACCAAUUCAUAUUAUCAAAAGUAAAUCUAAUCCAGUUAAGAAUAAAAAGCAAAUAAUUUGUUACAGAACAACUAAAACUAUCAAGAAUAUGAUUCUAACAUCAUCAUUUACGAAUUAAAACCUAAUGAAGAUACCUAAGUUUAAAGUACACAAAAGCGCUCUACUUUUUCUUCUUAUGCUAGUAAAAGUUAAUCAUCUAAAAACAUUGAAAAUAAUUCGUAAAAUAUAUUAGCAAGCGAAAGUACGACACCUGCUAGUUGCUUACAAAAUAAUAAUAAAAAUACUCUAGAUCAGAUUAACAAAAAAUGGUAACCAGCUAAUAUGGAUAAAUAAGAAAUUCAAAACAUUAACUUUAACUAAUUAUUAAUAUGCGAUGAUGAUGACGACACUCCUUCUUCGUAAAUAUAAUAGAAAAGGCCAGAUUAGGUAGGCAUAUAAUAUUAAUAAAAUAUUAACAGUGCCAACUCUUCAAAAAAUUUUGUAGGAUUUAAGAAUAUGAGCAGUGAUAUACUAAGUAUUUAAUCACAAUUUAUUGGAGAUAAUUCACCCAAAUAAAAUACUAUGAAUACAAAUUAAAAAGACAAUAUCUUAUUUGAUAAAAAUAAUAUAUAUCAUCAAAAUUAUAAUAAAUAAAAUUCAUCAGAUUAGUCCUCAAUAUCUUAAUUUUACUAAGAAAGUAGGUAAAAAUAAUAUAGCACAACCUCAGCUAAUACUGUUGGUUUUGAUAGAAAUUCUAUUGCUAAAUCUAAAACUAAUUCUACAAAUGAUGAAAUUCUGAGAAAUAUUAAAGGUUUUUACAACGACCCUUAAUAAGAAUAAAGCACUGAUCUACCUACAACAUUCCAUGAUUAACAAAAUAUCUAAACAUACCAAGAAAGAAUUCCAUCAAAGUUAGUCCCACACUCAGCUGUAAAUGAAAUCUAAAAUAAUGAUGACGAUUUCAAUAUUGCCCAAUCUUAAAAUAAUUAUGACAAAAAUUCUAUCAGAUAAAAAUAAAGACUACUGCAAAAAAGAAAUAAGAAGUUAUUCUAAAAUAUGCAAAAGAGUUCUUAAUAACCAAGAGCUAACAGUAAUAAUAACUCAUUUUCUUUAUGCGAUAAUUUUGUGGAUGAAAAUAUCAAUAACAUUGCUCAUA
Molecule: messenger RNA, 3169 nt
Organism: Tetrahymena thermophila SB210
Lineage: Eukaryota; Ciliophora; Oligohymenophorea; Hymenostomatida; Tetrahymenidae
Product: DHHC zinc finger protein
Exons: 1
Biological process (GO): peptidyl-L-cysteine S-palmitoylation; protein targeting to membrane
Cellular component (GO): Golgi apparatus; endoplasmic reticulum
Molecular function (GO): protein-cysteine S-palmitoyltransferase activity
Source: RefSeq, a predicted model, not a curated record